AGUGGACCGUAAUCUGUGACAUAACUACAUUUCCCAUAAUUCACCAUUGUUGUCCUUCCCAUAUAAAUACACGUCACAUCGACACCUGUCACAAACAGACUAAUUAUUUGCAUGACAUUUAAGCUUGAGCUUCUGUCUGAAAUACACAUUUCCUCCUCGGGAAAAAUAAUAAUGGCUUGUCCCUUCCAUCAAACAGUGGCAGCAUUGAAUCCAGCCAUCCUCUCUUUAGACUGGCUUCUGGGCACGUGGAAGUCUGAUGAGCAUGGGGAAGGCUGCUUUCCAACCAUCAACCCUUUCCGCUACACAGAGACUCUGCACUUCAGCCAUGAGGGACAACCAGUCAUCCACUUCAUGUUCAAUGCCUUCCAUGCAGAGUCUAAAAAGCCUCUGCACAGGGAGUGUGGCUUCAUUCGAAUGCAGCCAGAAACCAACAAAGUGAUGUUUAUCAUUGCACAAAACUCAGGCCUGGUGGAGAUUGAGGAGGGGGAGCUGACAGAGAAGCAGCUGAAUCUGAAGACGCACGCUCUGGCCAGGAUUUCUUUUGCCAAGGAGCCACAUGUUCAACAGGUUUCCAGAGUGUUUCAACUUCGGCCAGAUGGGAGGCUGGAGCAGACGGUUUCCAUGACAACAGACAACCAGCCACUAAUGACGCAGCACUUGCACAUCACUUACUGUCGGUCAUCUUGACCCAGCAGACAGACUUCUUAUACAUAGAAGUGCUGCUCUUUUGUGCAAAGAAAAGGUUGGAUCAAUAAUCCCAUUUAAACUUUUGUCCAGUUACACGAGUAUAUCCUUCAUUGGUUUGGGUGUAAAUCUAUGGUAUUUAGGUUAAGUGUGGAUUAUUCAUUAUUUGUAUUCACUGGUUGGUUACUGGUCUCACUUAAAAGGCACUAUGCUCAGAAGCUGCUGUUCUCUGAGAACCAAUAAAUGCUAUGAAACCAAA
Messenger RNA from Solea senegalensis (Senegalese sole), 943 nucleotides. It is a transcript of the gene thap4, whose product is annotated as THAP domain containing 4. Bases 112 to 687 code for a protein of 191 amino acids. The transcript has 5 exons. Lineage: Eukaryota; Metazoa; Chordata; Actinopteri; Pleuronectiformes; Soleidae. The record is from RefSeq and is a predicted model, not a curated record.